AACGUUUAAAUUUGUUUAUCUUUAAUUUGGUUAGGUUCAUCAUACAUGGCUGGGAAACGCAAAAAGAAAGGGGGAAUUGAACCCGUAAAGAAGGAUGUCACCCCCGAGCUGAACGAUAAUGCGGUUGCUUGGAGAAAUUUCUUCAAUGCGAACUACAAAGCCCUUCGAGCAGCUGAGAAGGGAUUAACUGAGAAAGAGGCUACCGACAAAUUGAAAGUGCAAUAUAAAGGUUUCACCGACGAGGAGAAGUCUGAGUGGAGAAGCUAUGACCCUAACCCUACUCCCGCUAAGAAGGCAGUGCAAACAAGGGGGAGGAAACCAAAGGCAGAUGAUGCCAAGGGGAAGAAAGUGGAGGUGGAUGAGGAAGAGGUUGCUCCUGAAAGUGAAGAAGCAUCUGUGUACGGUCGAUGCUCCUUCAACUGUUUAAUCAGGAUUUGCAAGAACCUGAACCUGGAGCAGAAAGAUGUGAUCCAAAAUGCUGGAUUUGGAUCAUUCAUCAGAGAGGAUGCACCAUACAUUACCACCCGACUAGUGAGUUGGUUAAUCAAACAUGUUAACCCAACCACUAGCAUACUGGAUUUAUAUGGGAGGAAAAUUCACUUAUCUGCCGCGAUGUUCGGAGAUGUUAUGGGGGUGGACGACGGAGGGGGUCCUGUAGUCACCGAGGGUGAUAGUGACACUCGAUAUCUGGAGGAGAUAUUGAACGUUGUCGAGUACACCGUGUCGUUGACAGGGUUGGAGAAAUCUUUGUUGGAGUGCGUUGAGGCAGACAGCCUAUUUCUGAUUAAAUUUUCUUUGGUGGUCAUAGGGACAGUCCUUGCGCCAAAAACGGGCUGCGAUAUCACUUCGGGGUACUUGCACUCCCUUAGGGUUACCAGGGACAUUCACCACAAGAACUGGGCAACUGUCGGGUUCAGGUAUCUGAUGAACUCAAUUUUCAGAUUCCGAAAUAAGGCCACGAAGAAUGUGUCUGGCUGCACCUUAUUCCUCCAGUUGGUGUACUUGACUCACGUGGAGUGGAACUUUGGAUAUGUCGACCGAACAGUGCUCCCCGUUGAUUUUUGGGGUAGUAAACAAUGUAAGUCCGCUUACAAAUUUGUGAAAGACAAUGGGGGUCCCAACAGCGACAAGGUACAUCGAAAUUUGAUAACGCUCACUUCAAAUCCCGUAAUACUGCCCAACUACUACUCCGACUCGGAAGGAAGAAAGAGCAGUGACCACUUUGUCAGCUCUAUCAACGAGUUGAAGGAGUACUUCUCCAAUGAGUUAAAGUCUCAGUUGAGAUCAUUUUCUUUGAAAUUUAUGGACAAAGGAGAAGGUGUAGGUGGUAUUGACCGAGAGUUGGAGGAGGAUGCUGCUGCGGAAAUGAGGAAGAAGGCGGAGUGCAGCCAGGCCGUGGAGGAGUCCCCAUUGAAGUCCCAUGUCCGUUCGAAGACUAAUGUUGUUGGUCUAUCCGAGGAAAAUGUGGUGGAAUCUGUAAGUACGCCUUCACUAUCUGCUACAAAAUCUGUUGAAGAUGAAGGUGCUGCACAUAAGACCUUCGACGAUGAGGACUUUGAUAUAGUCAAAGUGGCAUCUUUCUGGAAUAAAGGCAAAGCCCUCGUCAAAUCAAAGAAGACACGGUCGGAGAAUUUGCCUUUAAUUGAGGAUGACUUCAACGAUAAGGCCUACGAGCAAUUUAUUGAGUCGGGCAGAACUAUCAUUGACUGUUUUUCUAUACUAAUGAACAAGUACGAACGUGAUAGUCGAUUACCUGACCAACCUCGUGUUUGGUACAUGCCUACUCGCAUCUCGCAAAAAACUCUCAGUUCGUUUAAUGUGAAGAGGAUUGCGAAAGACCGGGAGUGGUCAAAACUGUUUUACGAAGACAACUUCCAAAAAUGCGUCAAGAUGUUUGUGCCGGUGUUGACUCUAGAAGAUGCACCACAUUGGUUUGGUGUCGAAGUUAAUAUGAAGUCCAAGGUUGUCUCAUUUCUGUACUCCCUACACACCGCAAUGCAUGAGAAGUAUCGUGUGGACGCUACGAAAGAAAUGGUAAACUUGCAAAGUUUCAUUGUUUGA
Messenger RNA from Cannabis sativa, 2061 nucleotides. RefSeq lists its product as uncharacterized. The record is from RefSeq and is a predicted model, not a curated record. The coding region runs from base 46 to 2061 and encodes 671 amino acids. The transcript has 8 exons. Lineage: Eukaryota; Viridiplantae; Streptophyta; Magnoliopsida; Rosales; Cannabaceae.